Molecule: messenger RNA, 759 nt
Organism: Aureobasidium uvarum
Lineage: Eukaryota; Fungi; Ascomycota; Dothideomycetes; Dothideales; Saccotheciaceae
Source: the annotation of a GenBank genome assembly
AUGAUGAACAUCUUUCGCAUUCUGGGCGACUUGUCGCAUCUGUUCUCCAUCCUGAUCCUGCUGCACAAGAUGAAGACGUCCAGUAGCGCAUCCGGCAUCUCGUUCAAGUCGCAAUUCCUCUACCUCGUCGUAUAUGUCACCCGAUACCUCGGUACGUCCUCCCGCCUCGAGAAACACACGAACCGCAUACUGAGCCCUUUCCUACANGACCUUCUUUGGAGAAACCCAUUCGAUAGCUUGUGGAACACGACUUUCAAGCUCGUCUUCAUUGGAACCUCUGCCUACAUCAUCUACUUGAUGCUCAACGACUACAAGCCCACCCACGAUCCCAACCUCGACACCUUCAGAGUUCAGUACCUGGUCGCAGGAAGUGCCGUCUUGGGCAUCCUAUUCCCCUACAAGUACCAAUUUACCGAGGUACCAACCACUCGGUCAACAUGUCUUCCCACUCUUCUGACNACAACGCAGAUGCUUUGGGCCUUUUCCAUCUGGCUGGAAGCUGUCGCCAUCCUUCCCCAGUUGUUCAUGCUCCAGAGAACCGGCGAGGCAGAGACCAUCACCACCCACUAUUUGUUCGCUCUGGGUGCUUACAGAGCCCUCUACAUCCCCAACUGGAUCUACCGCUGGAUCACUGAGAGCCACUUCGAGCCUAUUUCGGUCAUCGCAGGUCUUGUUCAGACCAUUCUGUACUCCGACUUCUUCUACAUCUACUACACCAAGUACGCUAUGGCCACCCAUUGUCUCGAGAGCGUUCGCUAA